AUGAGGAUAGUUCCCGACAAAUCAUGGAUCGAUAUUCCUCGUAUUGAUAGAUGGAGGGAUAAUCGAUAUAAAGAUGGAAUAAAUCAAUUCAUACAGUACGCCUUGGCAGACCCACGGAAGUUAAAUAGUAAUGUCGUGUAUUGUCCUUGCUGUUGGUGUAAAAAUAGGGCGUUGGUGGAUAAAAGUGAUUUACAGAAACACUUAAUAUCAGGAUUUCAUGAGGAGUACAAAUAUUGGACGUUUCAUGGGGAAGGAUGUCUUGAAGAAAUGGAACUGAUGGCGGAUAUCGGUACUUCCGGUGGGAGAAUAGAUGAUACGAGAAUAGAUGAUACGAGAAUAGAUGAUACACAUACGAUGCUCGCGGAUAUGUUAACAGUUCCUAAUAUAGAUCAAUCUGAUUAUGCCGAGGAUGCUGACGAGUCAGGAAAUGCUGGAGGCGUGACUGAUCAUGAGGAGCUGGCGCAGAUAAUGAAAUUAAUAGCCGACAAUGAAAAUGAUCUGUACGAGGGUUGCACCGAGUUCACCAGGUUAUCAUUUAUGCUGCGUCUUUUGCGUAUAAAGUCUCUUAGUGGAAUGGUAGAUAAAUAUUUUAAUAUGUUGCUUGUGUUGCUGAGAAAAGUCAUUCCAAAUGGAAAAGAGAGCAUACCAGAAAAUUAUGAUAACGCAAAGAAGAUUGUUUCCGUUAUAGGACUUAAUUACAAUAAAAUCGACGCAUGCCCUAAUGAUUGUAUCCUCUACUAUAAAAAUAACAAAGAUCUUCAGGAGUGUCCAAUUUGUGGAGUAUCACGAUGGGUACAACGCAAAAAUUAUUCAACACAUGGGACAGCAAGGUCUAUGUUUAAGCAAAAGAAGAUUCCAGCAAAGGUCCUGCGUCAUUUUCCCUUAAUACCAAGGCUAAAAUGGCUGUAUAUGAAUAAAGACACUGCUAAGCAAAUGAGGUGGCACAAGGAAGAACGUAUUGAUGAUGGUAAAAUCAGACAUCCGGCCGAUGCAGAGGCAUGGAAGCAUGUGGAUAGAACUUUUCCUUCGUUUGCCAAUGAGUGCAGGAAUGUUAGACUAGGUUUGUCUAGCGACGGAUUCAAUCCAUUUGGGAUAAUGAGUUCUGGUUGGUCUACAUGGCCUGUUGUAUUAACACCUUACAACUUACCGCCUUGGCUUUGCAUGAAACAACCGUAUAUGAUACUUUCAUUAUUGAUACCGGGCAAGCAUGCACCAGGCAAUGACAUAGAUGUGUUUUUAGAACCGCUAAUUGAUGAGUUAAAACAACUCUGGACUGAAGGGGUUAUGACAUAUGAUACUCAUGCAAAGCAGUCUUUCAGACUACGUGCUAUUUUACUAUGGACAAUUAAUGAUUUUCUAGCCUAUGCGAAUCUUUCAGGUUGGUCUACAAAGGGAACAUAUGCAUGUCCAGUGCGUGGUCCAGAAUUCAAAGGUCUUUAUCUGCAGCACAGUCGAAAGUUUUGUUAUUGGUUUAAUAGAAGGUGGUUAAAUAUAAAACACAGGUACAGAACAAAAAAAUGGAGCAAGUUUUUUGAUGGUACUGUUGAGAAGAGAGAUGCUCCGCGUCCAUUAGGUGGAGAUCAGAUUGUACAUUUGCUUGAGAGGUUCCCUGCUGUCAGGUUUGGAAAGAAGCGCUAUUCGAAAGAAGAUUUACUUGGAGUAAGGAACUUGCGUAUUAACAAAAGGAUACCAAAACGAAAAAGACAAGCACAAGCGGUGAGUGAUGGGGCUGAAGUCGUAAAAUUGCCUUCAGGAUGGACAAAAUUCAGCAUUUUUUUCAACUCCCCUAUUGGAGAGAGUUAA
Asparagus officinalis (garden asparagus) is the source of this 1803-nucleotide messenger RNA. RefSeq lists its product as uncharacterized. The record is from RefSeq and is a predicted model, not a curated record. The coding region runs from base 1 to 1803 and encodes 600 amino acids. NCBI's taxonomy places the organism in Eukaryota, Viridiplantae, Streptophyta, Magnoliopsida, Asparagales, Asparagaceae. The transcript has a single exon.